This is a messenger RNA of Anolis carolinensis (green anole), 698 nucleotides long. Its product is annotated as thioredoxin. The annotation marks the transcript as partial. Gene Ontology annotation, cellular component: cytosol. Gene Ontology annotation, molecular function: protein-disulfide reductase activity. The transcript has 4 exons. NCBI's taxonomy places the organism in Eukaryota, Metazoa, Chordata, Lepidosauria, Squamata, Anolidae. The record is from RefSeq and is a predicted model, not a curated record.
AAUGUUUACCUGCUUGUGCACUUCCUUCUCAAACAGAGAGAAUUGGAGGAGUUUUUGAAGAAUGCAGGCCCCCAACUUGUUGUCAUUGAUUUUUCUGCCAAAUGGUGUGGACCUUGCAAAAUGAUUCGUCCUGCCUUUCAUGAGUUAGCGGUUCGGUAUGAACAUGUGCUGUUCUGCAUUGUUGAUGUAGACUUGGCAAAGGAUGUGGCAGACCUUUGCAAUAUCAUUGCCAUGCCAACAUUCCAGUUCUUCAUGAACGGAGAAAAGAUUUUUGAAAUAACUGGUGCUAAUGCAAAAAAACUGGAGCGGAAGAUUAAAGAGUUGAUGUAAUCACUGAAGAAUGCUCCCCUGUGAUCCCAUGCUAUUGCUACAAAUGCCAGUAAAAUAACUUUUCCACAAGCCACCAUCUAGGUGAAAGAUACAUUCAUACAAUGAAGUUAUACAGAAAUGGUCUAUUUAAGUCUAAGGUCUAGAGGAACCUGUGUAAUGGAAUGAUACACUUGACAGUCAUCAUAGAAAGGAUGCCAUUCUGUAGUUAUGCCCCAUUUCCACAGAUCUCAUGUUCAGUCUGACAUCACCGGAAAUUGCCUAAAGUCUUCAGAUGGCAAGCUAUCCCCACAGGAGAAAGCUUUGAAAAACCUGCUUAGUCUUCAGACCUCAGGAAUUUGGAAGUGUGCUAAUAUAGCUUAUAACCUUCU